CUUAGCAGCCCGCAAGUUCAGUUGAAGAGCUCUGUUAACUGGAUCAAGAAAACAAGGAAAGGCAGAUAAAAUUGUGUCAUCUAAAGUAGCAGUCCUCAUAAAAGACCCUGAAGAUUAGGACAUUUCGAUAACAGAAAAAAAGGAAACAUUAUCGCGACAAAACAUGAUGAACUCCACUGAAGUUGAAAACUGCAAGACAAUUCAAAAGCUCUGUUGCUUGGCGAGCCUUAAAGAGCCACAUCGAACAAUUAUUUCUGCAUUAAAUGUUCUCCUUUCCAUCAUUGCUUUAAUGGGGAAUGUUCUGAUUUUUGUUGCUCUUCGAAAGGUCUCUUCCCUUCAUCCGCCAUCAAAACUUCUGUUUGGUUGCCUUGCAGGCACCGAUUUCUGCGUAGGCCUAAUCUCACAGCCUCUGUUUGUAAUUUUUAUUUUCGCUCCAGAACUUUCCAAACUGUGCUACUAUUCUACCGUACUUACAAAUACGAUAGGUUUCAUUUUCUCCGGGGUAUCUUUGUUAACAAUAACGGCAAUAAGUGUAGACAGACUUCUCGCCCUGAUGUUGAGGCUAAGAUACAGGCAAGUGGUAACUUUGAGGCGAGUAUGGGUCCUUGUGGUCUUUUUUUGGCUUUUUAGCACUGGCUUUUCAAUAACAAUGCUCUACAAGCGUCGCAUAGCUGAAACGAUUACCGCCAUAAUAAUGCUAUCAUGUCUUGUAACCUCGGCAUUUUGUUACAUGAAGAUUUAUCUUACCCUUCACUUUCACCAAGCUCAAGUUAAGACUCAUACGUCCCAAGGACAACCAAAUGAAGCACGAAUUCCAAUGAAUAUAGCACGAUACAGACAGACCGUGUCCAGUGCUUUGUGGGUACAAAUGACUUUACUUGUUUGUUAUCUACCAUUUGCUGUUGUCACAGGUUUACGUGGUGUGCUUGGGUUACAAUCGGCAGCUCUUCACCAAGCUCAUGCUGUAACGAUUACCCUUCUUUUGUUGAACUCCACGUUGAAUCCAUUCCUGUACUGUUGGAAAAUAAAAGACGUGAGGCGAGGAGUGAAGGACACCAUCAAGAAGUUGAACUGUUUUCCGGGAUAACUCCCUCGAAAUCCUAGACGGUAUGGACUAGACUUCAAGUGUGAUAAGACAUUAUUUGCAAGUAACUAAAGAAAGAUAUUAAUGAAUUGUAAGCAAUUGCAAUGUUAGUAUAGUAAGUUGUGUAAGUAGAUGCCGCCCCCCACU
Orbicella faveolata is the source of this 1231-nucleotide messenger RNA. Its product is annotated as adenosine receptor A3-like. NCBI's taxonomy places the organism in Eukaryota, Metazoa, Cnidaria, Anthozoa, Scleractinia, Merulinidae. Gene Ontology annotation, cellular component: membrane. Gene Ontology annotation, molecular function: G protein-coupled receptor activity. The record is from RefSeq and is a predicted model, not a curated record. Gene Ontology annotation, biological process: G protein-coupled receptor signaling pathway.